UCCGCGGCCGGCCAUGCCGCGCCGCUGCCGCCGCCCCGCCGCAGCCGGCUGAGGCCGCCCAUGGCGCGGCUGGCGGCCGCCUAUGAGGCGGCGGUGCCCGCCCGGCCCGCCUGCGUCUACACCAGCUGCUACUGCGAAGAAAAUGUUUGGAAACUGUGUGACUACAUCAGAAGCCGGGAUCAAUACCCUCUGGAAGAAUUUUACACUGUUUUCAUAUCCAAUGACAGGAGGAUGAUUCCCCUAUGGAAGCAGAAAUCGGGACAUGGAGAUGAACCUGUUGUCUGGGACUACCAUGUUAUUCUGCUUCAUGUUUCAAGUGGGGAUCAGAACUUCAUUUACGAUCUUGACACGGUGUUGCCAUUUCCAUGCCCCUUUGACGUGUACAGUGUGGAGGCCUUUAGGCUGGAUGACAGCCUUCGCCCAGAAUUUCAAAGGAAAAUCAGAAUGAUUCGAGCAGAUUUGUACUUGAAGACAUUUGCUUCAGACCGAUCUCAUAUGAAAGAUGCCAAUGGGAAGUGGCAGAAACCACCUCCUUCAUACCCUUGCAUUGAAACUGCAGACUCCAAGAUGAAUUUGGAUGAUUUCAUCAGUAUGAAUCCCAAAGUAGGAUGGGGCUCUGUGUUCCCCCUACCGGACUUUGUGCAUCGAUUUGGCAGACAGACUGAUUACAGCUAUUCCUUGAAAGGACAGUGAACAGUUCCAGCGAAUUUACCCAGCGUGGUAACAGAAGAGACAGACCGGUGAACGGCUGUGGGAUUGAUUCAUUUCAUCCAGACAUCUCUUCUGCUCUGUCAUGAGGGCUGGCUGAAUGUAGAAACUUCUGCUUUGUGUCACCAGAUCCAGCAUAGCUGGCUAGCUCUGCCGCUGGGCUGCUGACACACAGACUCCUUGGGUGCCAGCACAGGCUGGAGGCAGGAGACCAGUGGUUGUGCCACUUGUCUUGGCUGUUGGAGAGUCAGCCCGUAGUUCCUGUUCCAGUAAAUCCACUUCGCCAGAAGAGGACAAGAUGCCUGAACUCCAGAUUUCCAAUUACACUGGUGCUCAGUGCACCCCUGAGAGGCGACAGCUCGGGAUUUAACUCAUUGAGCUAAGUUAAUUAGACAAGGGCUUUGAACCCAGGACGCCUUGUGUCAAAGGUCUGUUUUACGGGCAUCUGGAUAAAAUGCCAGCUCUUCCUUCUGUAGGUGUUUUGGGUGAAGCUGCUAUGGCAGGUGUACUUUGUUUGAGUAAAGACACCAUUAUUUACUGUU
Dromaius novaehollandiae (emu) is the source of this 1250-nucleotide messenger RNA. It is a transcript of the gene NTAQ1, whose product is annotated as N-terminal glutamine amidase 1. The coding region runs from base 61 to 693 and encodes 210 amino acids. The transcript is spliced from 7 exons. Gene Ontology annotation, cellular component: nucleus; cytosol. The record is from RefSeq and is a predicted model, not a curated record. Lineage: Eukaryota; Metazoa; Chordata; Aves; Casuariiformes; Dromaiidae. Gene Ontology annotation, molecular function: protein-N-terminal asparagine amidohydrolase activity; protein-N-terminal glutamine amidohydrolase activity.